AUGAAAUUGCUAGGGGAAAAAAAAAUUAUCAACUGUACAAAAGGAUUAUUUUUUAUAAAUGCUAAUAGAAGGAACCACUACUUGGGGGGAAGAAGCAACAGUAAACGUUUCAGCCUGCACAGCUACAGCACGAGGGGGAAGAUGCAAGAAAAGGGCUACGUUAGUUACUUGAAGAAGUAUGUUGUCGACGACAGGGAGUUGGCGCAGGCCGUGGGGGGAGUGCCAAAUGGGCAGGGAGGAGGAGUACCAAAUGGGCAGGGAGGAGGAGUACCAAAUGGGCAAGGAGGUAGAGUACCAAAUGACAGGAGCGGCCACCCCCCCCCAGAUGAGGCUCUCCAAAUCGAAGAGCUGAUAAAAAAAACCAUGAGGAAGGAAGAAGAAGAACUGUUCACGUUCCUUCAGAAAGUCAACGAGACGUACAAGCUGCAGUGUACCUUGAGGGUAGUCGGGGGGUGGGUACGAGACAAAUUUUUGGGUAUCUCAAAUGAUGACAUUGAUCUCACAGUGGAUAACAUGAAGGGCUCGGAGUUUUGUAACUAUAUAAAGCAGUACAUACAAGAAAAGGAAAAAAAAAAUUUCAAUUUUGGUAUCAUAAAAAUUAACUCAGAUCAGUCCAAGCAUCUUGAAACAUCCAGUUUUCAUCUCUUUAAUUUCCAAGUAGAUAUUGUUAAUUUGAGGAAUGAAAAGUACACAGAAGAGAGUCGCAUCCCAGAAAUAGUUAUUGGGACCCCUGAGGAAGAUGCACUUAGGAGAGACUUCACGGUCAAUGCCCUAUUCUACAAUUUGAGCACACGGAGAGUGGAAGACUACACUAGGAGGGGUAUUUUGCAUUUAAAAAAUAAAGUGAUUUGCACACCACUUGAUCCUUUGUCUACAUUCCAAGAUGACCCUCUUCGGAUAAUCAGGUGUAUUCGAUUUUGUGGAUUCUUUAACUUCUUUGUGGAGAAGUCCAUCUUUGACGUUUUAAAAAAUGAACACAUUAUGAAAGCAUUUAAAAAGAAAAUUUCCAGAAGUAGACUCUCCACCGAAAUUGUAAAAAUAUUUUCCAACAGAUGUCAAAAUAUCGUUCUAUCUUUGACCAUGUUAAAUUAUAGUUCCUAUGCCAAGGAAAUUUUUUCUUUACCGGAGAAUUACUUCGUAAAGGAUGAGGAGGUGUUUGAGAGACCUCGGCGGAAGGGUGACAAGGUGAACAAGAAGGGGGACUUCCUCGUGGGGGACGCCCUCUUGCCUGGCUCCACCGUGCCAGGUGGAAAGAAGCUGCACGUCGAGGGGGAGACCAACGAAGUGAUUAACACCUCUGGGGAUGGUGCUGCCCUCAAUGGGGGGGGCCUCGACUCAAGUGGGAUGCAAAACGGAAAUGCAUGCUCUGCCAACGGGGGGAUCCAUCCCGAGGAAGGCCACGCACAGGGGACGUUUGUCAACGCCUCCACCAGGGGUGAUAGCAAAAUGGGCAGCAUGACAAACACGCUGGAAAAAGGGGCGUACCCCCAAUCGGGGGAGUCCCCUCAAACGGGGGAGUCCACUCAAACGGGGGAGUCCACCCAAACGGGGGAGUCCACUCAAAGGGGGGAAUCCACUCAAACGAGUGCGGAUGGAGAAACAGACUGGUGUGCGGAAGGACUGCAAUACAUAAAAUUUUUCAAGGACCUCGAAAAGAACAACCUGUUGAAGGAAACGUUCCCCGAGCUGGACUACCAUGAACAUGUGAACAACGUGCAGCUCUGCUUGUACCUGUUGCCGCUAAGAAAUCAUCACGUGGAGUUAAAAAAGGGAGGAAAAACUGAACCGGUCGUCGGCUUCAUAAUUAGGGAAUCCCUAAAAUUUCCACUCAAGUAUGGAAAAUUUUGUGUGCAGAUAUAUGAAGGGUUUAGUAGCCUGUACAAGCUGUACAAAAACAUGGACGUUUUUAAUUUUUUAAAAAAUAGCACCUGUGAUGGGAAGGAGAAUGCACACAUCAUUGGGGACAUUGUGUUGUUCCUAAAAAGUGUUGGAGAAAAAUGGGACUUGCUGCUUUUAAUUUUUUUUAUCUUCCACAAAUAUAAGGAGGUGAAUAAACUGUUCGUGACCACCAUCACCGCGGACGUGUACUUGUCCGACUUCGCCAAAAAGCUGUACCAGUAUAUUUUGAAAAAUAAAUUGCAGGCAGCUUAUAACGUCAAGCCGUUUCUCAAGUGGCCGGACAUUCGGCACAACUUCCCGCAGAUCUCGCCCAACAGAAUCGGCGAGGUGUACGAGCAAAUU
Messenger RNA from Plasmodium cynomolgi strain B, 2241 nucleotides. Its product is annotated as tRNA nucleotidyltransferase. NCBI's taxonomy places the organism in Eukaryota, Apicomplexa, Aconoidasida, Haemosporida, Plasmodiidae. The record is from RefSeq and is a predicted model, not a curated record. Gene Ontology annotation, biological process: tRNA 3'-terminal CCA addition. The transcript has a single exon. Gene Ontology annotation, molecular function: RNA binding; ATP:3'-cytidine-cytidine-tRNA adenylyltransferase activity. The annotation marks the transcript as partial.